Molecule: messenger RNA, 1614 nt
Organism: Penicillium lagena
Lineage: Eukaryota; Fungi; Ascomycota; Eurotiomycetes; Eurotiales; Aspergillaceae
Product: purine-cytosine permease family protein
Exons: 3
Coding region: 1-1614 (537 amino acids)
Biological process (GO): transmembrane transport
Cellular component (GO): fungal-type vacuole membrane; plasma membrane
Molecular function (GO): transmembrane transporter activity
Source: RefSeq, a predicted model, not a curated record
AUGUCGGAAAAUGAAGUCGCCACCUUAGCGGUGCGCUCCAGCAAAGAUGAAUCUCAUUCUCCAAUCCCUCCGGUCCCAGAUUACUCGGAGAUGAAUGAUCAUAAACGUGGAAGUAACAGUGUCACCGAAGUUCCAGACACACAGCCGCAAGCCCGUCGCCAUGCAGUCGGCUCACGGCUGGGCUCGCUCUUGUGGAGAUUCGAGCAGCAGCUCGUCGAGUAUAACCUCGAAGCCCGCGGCAUCGAGCGGGUCGGCGAAGAUGAGCGCAUGAAGCGGCUGUCAUGGGUAUCUUACCUGCAGGCAUUUCUCCUCUGGGUCUCGAUCAACCUCGCCGCUAACAACAUCACGCUGGGAAUGCUGGGUCCCGCGGUGUAUGGGCUGAGUUUCCGGGACUCGGCUCUGUGCGGUGUAUUCGGUGCCUUAGUUGGUUCGAUCGUUGCUUCGUGGAUGGCUACUUGGGGUCCUGUAUCGGGGAUCAGAACUAUGGCGUUCGGCCGGUACUCGAUGGGCUGGUGGCCCAGCAAGAUCAUUGUUCUGCUCAAUCUCAUCCAGAUGAUUGGGUACUGUUUGAUCGAUUGCGUUGUCGGCGGCCAGAUCUUGUCUGCCGUUUCGCCAAAUGGCAUGUCUGUCGCCGUCGGCAUCGUGAUCAUUGCGAUUAUCAGUUGGGUGGUGGCCACAUUCGGGAUCCAGGUGUUCCACUACUACGAACGAUUCGCAUUUCUCCCACAGCUGAUUGUAUUCUGCAUUCUGUUCGGCGUAUCCUCCGUCAAAUUCGACCUAUCCACCGCAUCCCAGGGCACCUCUCGCACAAUAUCCGGCAACAGACUAUCCUUCUUCUCGAUCUGCCUCAGCGCCGCAAUCACCUACGCGCCCCUCGCCGCGGACUUCUUCGUCUACUACCCCUCGCACACUUCCCGCAGAACAAUCUUCAGCCUGACCCUAGCUGGCCUCGUCCUCUCCUUCACAAUGGCCUUCCUCGCCGGCAUCGGCCUCGCCUCAGGAAUUCCCACAAAUCCCUCCUACGCCGCCGCUUGGGACCGCGGUCAAGGCGCCUUAAUAGUUGAAGGCUUCGGGCCCUUACACGGCUUCGGCAAAUUCUGCUCGGUCAUCGUAGCACUAGGCCUCAUCGCCAACACCGUCGCGCCAACCUACUCCGCCGGCGUCGACUUCCAGAUCCUAGGCCGGUACGCCGAAAAGAUCCCCCGCGUGAUCUGGAACACCGUCGGCGUAGUCAUAUACACUGUCUGCGCGCUCGCCGGCCGCGGGUAUCUUUCUGAGAUCUUCACCAAUUUCCUGGCGCUGAUGGGCUACUGGGUCGCCAUCUGGGUCGCCAUCAUCCUCGAGGAACGCUUCAUCUUCCGUCUGCGCAGUGGCUAUAACUGGGCUGCUUGGCGCGAGCCCUCGAAACUGCCUGUUGGCGUCGCGGCGUUUUUGGCUUUCGUUGUUGGCUGGGUCGGUGCUGUGCUUUGUAUGGCGCAGGUGUGGUAUGUUGGGCCGUUGGCAAAGCUGGUUAGUGCGACUGGUGCCGAUAUGGGGAAUUACGUGGGCUUCUCUUGGGCGGCGCUUGUUUAUCCGCCUAUGCGGUGGGUGGAGCUGAGGUUUUUGGGUCGUUGA